This is a messenger RNA of Paramecium tetraurelia, 111 nucleotides long. RefSeq lists its product as uncharacterized. Lineage: Eukaryota; Ciliophora; Oligohymenophorea; Peniculida; Parameciidae. The record is from RefSeq and is a predicted model, not a curated record. The transcript has a single exon.
AUGAAUUCAAUAUUUGAACUUUUAGAUUGUUAUGAUGAAAAAGAAAAGGAGAUCUUUGAAUUGUAAAUAUCGCAUGCUAUUCAAGCCUUAAUUCAAAUAAAAAUAAUAUGA